This is a messenger RNA of Drosophila persimilis, 754 nucleotides long. RefSeq names its product mediator of RNA polymerase II transcription subunit 29 (gene ix). The coding region runs from base 48 to 617 and encodes 189 amino acids. Gene Ontology annotation, cellular component: mediator complex. Gene Ontology annotation, biological process: regulation of transcription by RNA polymerase II. Gene Ontology annotation, molecular function: transcription factor binding; transcription coregulator activity. The record is from RefSeq and is a predicted model, not a curated record. The transcript has a single exon. Lineage: Eukaryota; Metazoa; Arthropoda; Insecta; Diptera; Drosophilidae.
AAAUAAUUCUCGUAAAAAAAAACAAGAACUCCGAGCAGUACAUUAAAAUGAACCCCAACAUGAACAUGAUGCCUAUGUCGGGACCGCAGAUGAUGCAAGUGAUGCAGUCGUCGCCUCAGCCCAUGAUGCCGGCUGUCCCUCCCGGCCCCGUGCCCCAACAGCCCUUGCAACAGCAACAACCGGCCGAGAAACUGGACAACAUAUCGCGGGUUAAAAGUCUACUGGGACCCCUGCGGGAGUCGAUGUUCCUAACCAUCCGAUCGAGUGCAUUCACGCUGCAGCAGAACAACCUAGCGGACAAUUUGAAACGGGAUACAGGAGCCCAUGGGCAUCAUGUGCCACGAUUCGAUAAACAUCUGGAAGACUUCUAUGCCUGCUGUGACCAAAUCGAGCUACAUCUGAAAACGGCGAUGCAGUGCCUGCAGCAGCAGAACUCCUCCAACCAUUAUCUGCCUGGUCUGGUUACGCCGAUGCGAAUGGAAAGCUUUAUGCCCGAAAACGCCGGGCCUAUUCCGUACCCCACUUACUUGAAUACGGUGCGAGUGCACGUUCAGUCGGCGAAGGACAUUCACGACACCUUGAUUAGUGCCGCCCAAAAUAUAUCCCAGGCUGAUUGAUAGUUGUAGUUCAUUUAGUUUUCCAUACUUAUCUUAUUUCAAAGUCUAGAUCUAAGAACAGAAAAAACAAAACUCUGCAAAAUAGCUGGUUACAUUCACCAUUUACCAGUAGAAAUAUUAUAAGAACUGCUUGUGCA